AUGCAAGUUCCGGUUCUCGGCUGCACUUUCCUCACGCUGUCAGAUCGUGAGGAAAGUACUGCCGAGAACCGGCAGUUGUCAGAGCGGGGAUCGGCACCGAUCAUCAGGGCACUGAUGAUCAGUGCCCUGAUGUUCGGUGCCCAGCAGUGCCACCCGCAAGUUCCGCCCACCUGUGCCCAGCAGUAUCACCCACCUGUGCCCAGCAGAUCACCCACCUGUGCCCAGCAGUGCACCUACCUGUGCCCAGCAGUGCACCCACCUGUGCCACUCUGCAGUGUCACACACCUGUGCCCAGAAGUGCCACCUACCUGUGCCCAGCAGUGCCACCCACCUGUGCCCACCCACCUGUGCCCACCCACCAGUGCCACCCACCUGUGCCCACCCACCAGUGCCGCCCACCAGUGCCACCCACCAGUGCCACCCACCAGUGCUGCCAGUCAGUGUCACCAGUCAGUGCCCAGCGGUUGUGCCAGUCAGUGC
Messenger RNA from Staurois parvus, 480 nucleotides. Lineage: Eukaryota; Metazoa; Chordata; Amphibia; Anura; Ranidae. The record is from the annotation of a GenBank genome assembly.